AUGUCGACUGUUCUAACGACUGAUCGAAAUCUGGUUGAUAUAGCAAACAAGGCGACCAAUGUUACGGAAUUUCUUGGACCUUCGAUAAGUUAUAGUCGAGAAAACUUCAAUUCAGUCAUCGAAUACUACUCCGUCGAAUCUCUUCCGGUUGACUUAAAAAAAUGGACCUAUCAAUUGCUAAAGGAAAACAUGAAGAAAUUUUAUGAAAAUUCAAAUUUAGGUUGGAGUUCUGUCAAGAAGAGAAAGGAAUUGCGCGAGGCCGGCGCGCGCUACCUUAUUGCGAGACAAAUUGACAAGUCAGAAUCGAAUAACUUAGCCGGAAGACCACUUGGUUUUGUCAUGUUUCAAUUCACGUGGGAAGAGAUCAUGACGGACGACCAAGAGGUUGAAGUCAUUUACUGCUAUGAAAUACAAUUGAUCAAAGAGGCAAGAAGGAAAGGAUUAGGAAAAUUCCUGAUAAACACAAUGGAGAAAAUCGGUAAGCAUUGGGGAAUGAAGAAAAAAAACACGGCAGCGUCUGAGUUUUAUCAUAAACACCUAGGUUACGAGAUAGACGAAAUUUCGCCAAGCAAGAUUCUCA
Messenger RNA from Acaulospora morrowiae, 580 nucleotides. Lineage: Eukaryota; Fungi; Glomeromycota; Glomeromycetes; Diversisporales; Acaulosporaceae. The record is from the annotation of a GenBank genome assembly.